AUGUUUGAUCUUACAAAUAUCUUUAACAACAAUGUUGAAAUAAUGGUUCAAAUCAUAAACGAAACUCCUACGAAGCAUUUCAAACUAGGUUUAAAUCUAACGGAUAAUUUAUCCAUUAUUCGUAAAGAACUCAAAGAAAAAGGUAUCAUUAAUGAUACAAUGUUCUUUUCAAAGAAAAUUGCUGAAUCCGAAUAUUCUGGAAUACCACUUGAAAAUGAAGAAAAUUCUCUUCUAAAUGAUGUUAUAGAAGGAAAUAAUAAGACUCUAUAUUUAAUGAAAAAUUCGAAUCAAGACUGGGAAUUUCUCAACGAAACCCAUCAUUUAGAUUAUGGAUGUACCAUGACUUUUGAUGGAAUUAAGAAAGGCUAUCGAAAAGCAUUUAUAAUGAAAGAUUGUAAAAUGACCGAAAUUGGUGCCGAGGGAUGUCGAAAAGGAAAAAUUGAAUUUAAUUCAAGUAAAGAUCGAAUGAUGAUGAAGAAUUUAUUCUUUAUGAACGAUACUAAUGUAGAGAGUUUUAUAAAUCUGGGAAUAACUGAUGAAAAGUUACGAAAUAGUAAUAUUGAAUCUGAAACAUAUGCAGAGUAUGGAAAGGUGUCACUAAAAUUCAGAGAGUAUUUAGAACCAACUGAGGAUUUUAUCAGCGCGAUAGAAGAUGCCAGCAAAUCUGGAGACCCAGCGAAAUUUAAGAAAAUUACCGAGGAAUUUGGUCAAUUCAUUCCGACUGAAGUUACUUUAGGCGGGAGAGCAUAUUUUGAAGAAAACAAUACUAGAUGCGCAAGGUUAAGUGAAACAUCAAACGAUUCCAGUGGUUAUUGUAUAAACAUUAUAAGUUUAAUUGGAGGGCAGCAACCUGAUAGAUUUGAAGAAUUUGACGAAAAAUCUUGGGUUAAAUCUUUAACAGAUUACAAAAAUUGGGCUUGCAUAGAAUUCCGAAACCCCAUCAGUAUCUUUCAACUCUUACCUGACUAUUUACGUAGAAAAAACACUUAUUCUCUUGGAAAAAGAAUUCAUUACUCAAAGAUUGAAAAUUUUAAUUAUAGUUUAAAGGAAUUCGGAAGACCUGUGGUUUUUGAAUUAAAUAUACCGACAAAUAUCUCAAAGAUUCUUCGAGACAAAGAAGCCGAUUGUAACAUUUUUGCAACAGUUGCUGACGUUGAGAAAUCCAAAAAUGAAUUCUUUCAUUGUCAAAUCCUUUACCCAACAAAUGGAAAACCAAGCAUUACAAUACAUUGUAUUCAGAAAAAUUUCAGAAAGCGACUAUGUAAAUUGAAAAUUGGAUGGAUGGUCAUUGGUUAUAAUACGGAUCUAAAUUUCCUUACGGAUUUUGAUGUUCAAUUGAAAAUAAUUGAAAAAGAUUUUAGUGCGUCAAAUAAUCAAACUAUGAUGUUUGAUACAGAAUUUUCUUACGAUUCAAAUGUUAAUCCUCCUUGCUUAGGAAUCCCUGUAUUAAAUAAAUUAGAUUCUUCUAAUGAAUCUUUAAUUAUAGGUCAUCAUUUUUUUAAUAAUCAAACGAAAAAAGAAAUUGGCUUAUGUACAUUUUCUUAUUGUUUAAAAAACAAACGUUAUGUAAAUUUACCCAACUUUACUUUUUAUACACUUAUCAUUUCAAAUUAUUCUAAACCUAACGCUUUUGGCACAAUCCCUUUUGAACAUUCACUUUUUAAAAAGCCAUAUAUUAAUCAUAACAACAAACCUGAUGUGAGAUUUAUUAGCUUAUAUUCUACAAAGAAAUCAAGCGGUCCAGCUUUUUUAAAACAGGACUCCAAAAAAAUUUCAAUUAAAUAUAUUAAUUGCAACUGUAAAACCUGUUCUAUUUGUAAGAGAGAUAAAAAAUUAAAAAGGUCAGAAAAUAAUAUAGAAUGUGCAUUCUUUAAUCCGUAA
This is a messenger RNA of Funneliformis mosseae, 1881 nucleotides long. Lineage: Eukaryota; Fungi; Glomeromycota; Glomeromycetes; Glomerales; Glomeraceae. The record is from the annotation of a GenBank genome assembly.